UCCACUAUGGUUCUCUUACAGUUUGUAAACAACAUUACACAGUGAAUUCAUGUAGGACAGGAGCAAGUCCAGCAAGUCCCUUUGCUUAUUGUGCUGGUCCCAAGCCUGGAUAAAUGCAUUUUAACCUUAUUUACUCUACAAAUGAAAAACACAAAGAGGUGGAAAACUGGUGGUUUGAAAUGUUUGUAAUGUCCAAUUAUGUGUUUGGCUUGUCUUGAAUGUGAUCGUGCAUGUAUUGAUGCCUUUAGGCUACAUUAUAUCACCAUGCGCUCAAAUCUCCUGAACUCUGACCGGAGGCAGUGGCAGUUUGGCAGUAUGUUAUACUGCUGUGCUACCAACCGCCCACCUACAUCAGAAACAGCCACUCAAUCGCUUCAUGCACACUCUGAAACGUGCCCAAAUAUUUCCUCUGGAAUCCAGCGGUCAGCAGCACGUUGAGUGGGAGUAAUGUAACAUUUUAAAUGUUAAUGUCACUUAAAACAGCUGGGGAAUAGGUCGCAUUUUAUUUUAUUUACUUUUUAUUUCAUUUUCACAGCAACUUUUUCUUGCCGGCACGCACGUGACAUUAAAAAUGUUAUGGAUUUUUUAUUCUUUAAAGCAUAAAACGUUGCACAUGCCUCUGCAGUUGUAAAUGCAAAAUUUCAUGUCUUAUUAUAGGCAAAGGCAAAUUUACGCACACAUUAAGUAGGCUGUUCUUGCUCCAGGCGAGUCACAGAAAAGGCUUAAAAAGCACCUAUAAAAGUAUUUUAAGAAGACUGCUUAUUCCAAGAUUCUUCAUUCACUCUUUCAUGUAGGCCUAGUCCUUUUCUUCAAAGAGGACUUUCGGGUACCAGAAUAGUGCGUAAAGUUGAGGAGGGGAGAAUUUAACUCCCAAAAUAUUCCAUGAAUGGGAAAAAAAAGCAGAAAAGUUGCCGGGUAGCAGGUAGUAUCAGCGCCCGGUGGGAGGAGGAGAGGAGGAGGUGAUGGGGACCCCUGAAGGAGCGGGGAUGGACUGCCACACGAUUGGUGGACGGCUGCUCGCGUUGUGGCCCUGUGCCAAGCCCUUAUGUCUUUAUAUAGUGUAAAGAGAUGAGCGGACAGUCCUGAGUGUGUAUCGCAUCCACACUGCAGCUCCUCUGCUCCUUCUGCCUCUCCUCAGGACCCUCAGAGUCUGCUACUGAUCCACUUCUUUCUCUGCGCCUAUCUUCACUGCGAACACCAUGGUCUCCGUCAGACUACUGCUCUCUGUGUGCGUGUGGCUUCUAUUUGGGAGCCUCUCCACAGAGGCGACCUACUACCGCCACCACCGCUACAUCCCCAUCUAUUAUCGCUACCGGGAACACUCUGCCAACACUGAAAACCUCCUCCCCGAGGCAUCCAACCCCGCGCCUCGAGUGCCCACUCACCCUCGGGUUCCAGAAGUCUUCCACCCUGCACCUGAGCCGAUCCACCCCAUCCCCGAGGCAUUUAACCCCGUACCUGAAGUGGUUCAUCCCGCUGCACCUGAGCCUUACCGCCCACAUGAGAUCCCCCAGUCGGCACCUCAAGCUCCCUCUCCUGUCAAUAUGAGUCGGGUCUUCCAUGGGAUCAUGUUUGACGCCGGGAGCACAGGCACCAGAAUCCACAUCUAUAAGUUCAUCCAAAAGGACCCGGUUGAGUUGCCGGUCCUGGACAAUGAGAUGUUCCAUGCUGUAAAGCCUGGCCUGUCUGCUUACAAAGAGAAUCCUGAGGAGGGCGGCAACACCAUUCGCCAGCUGCUGAAAAUAGCAAAGAAGACAGUUCCAGAGGAGGACUGGAGGAGGACCCCAGUGGUGCUGAGAGCCACUGCGGGGCUGCGCCUGCUGCCCCAGGAACAAGCCAACCGCCUUCUGAAGGAGGUGAAAGAAGUAUUCGAUGAGUCUCCAUUCUUUGUGCCAAACAACAGUGUUUCCAUUAUGCCCGGAACAAAUGAAGGAGUCCUUGCCUGGGUCACAGUGAACUUCCUCACAGGACACCUGUAUUCUAACACUCGAAGGACAGUGGGCAUCUUGGACUUGGGUGGUGGAUCAACACAGAUCACUUUCCUCCCAAAGUCAAAGAAAACAAUCCAGUCUGCGCCCUCAUCUUAUAUCGCUAAUUUUAACCUGUUCAACCACACCUAUCAGCUGUACACACAUAGUUAUUUGGGAAAUGGACUGGUUGCCGGUCGCCUGUCUGCCAUGGGAGCUUUAGGAGCAGCUGGUCUUGAUUGGAAAGUCUUCACAAGUCCCUGUCUUCCAAAAAGACUCAAAGGAGAAGAAUUGUAUUUUUCAGGAAACACCUACAAAGUUAGCGGGAUUGCAGACGGCUAUGCUGGCUAUAAGCUGUGCUACUAUGAAAUGAUGAGAGUGAUCAAAGGCAUAGUGCACCAGCCCUUUGAACUGAAGGGGAGCAGUCUUUUCUAUGCCUUCUCUCACUACUUUGACAGAGCGAAUGAAUCAGGCAUCAUUGAUAGCAGAGGUGGAACUGUAGAAGUACGAGACUUCAAGAAGAAGGCAAAAGAAGUGUGCAACAAAAUGUCUAAAUACCGUACCACCCACCCAUUCCUCUGCAUGGAUCUGACAUAUAUCACUUGUCUCUUAAAAGAAGGCUUCGGCUUUAAGGACAACACAAAGCUACAUCUUGCUAAGAAAGUUAACAAUGUGGAAACAAGUUGGGCUCUUGGGGCCACCUUUGAUUACUUUAGAAACCUGAACAUCCACUAAAGCCCACGGCUGUGACUGCAGCUGGCACUGAGAGGAACCCUCACUGGGGCUACCUCCGCCCUCCUCCACCAGAUGUCCCACCAUACACAGCCUCACAUGUCCAAGAACUGUUGAAGAGAAAUCACUAUUUUUUUUUAUAAUGCCAGCUGUUUCUACUGUACCAGAACCAUUGGGUUUAUUUGAAAAGAUUUUUGUACGUUUACAUUAAUGAUUUCUCUUGGAUGUUUGAACAUGAUAUGCUAUUCACAUACCUGCAUGGUCCUAGUUUAGGAGCAGUAGUCAGGGUGACAGGGUGACAUUCUGGUUGAUUUCUGUGGUUUUGGUGCGCAAUAAUAAAUGCAGUAAAAUUUCUUAAAAUGCCUGAUACUGUUAGGGAGCCAAAGUUUGUACAGAUUUUAAGGCAUGGCAGGAAUCAUUAGAUAAUACAAACAAAAAUCUUAAACUUUGCACAAAACACUUUUAUCACAGAAUGUUUUUGAGACACAAAGUUACAGAGUUGUUCUAUUUGUAAAGAGCUCCACAUUGACUCUUCCUCACAGAACAAUUUCUUCUAUGCUUCAAAGCUUUUAUUUUGAAGUAAGGCCAGUUGACUUUGUUUGGUCUAGAAGGAAGCACUCCUCUUCACAGUGACUACAUUGAAGGGCCUUUAACUACCAGGAUAUAGGCCAGAGAAAUUUCAAGAGGAAAUGGCAAAUAUUAAUUAUGCACAUUUAAAAAAAACUUUCUUGGUGUGCAUAAGUGCACCUGGUUUCUUUAGAGUUAUGAAACUAUUAUAUUGUGAACUGUACACAUGUAAAAUGACUGAGACUUAAACUAGAAUAUACCUUCUUGUGCAGCUGCCUCGCCUUUGCUGUCUUUUCAGUAUUUCACACUCUAAUAACUACUGCUGUAUAUACUUAAUGUAUUUGUAAAAUAUAAUGACUUGACAAGAAUGGCUUUUGCAUUCCUCAACAAAUGGCUUUUUCAUUAACUAAUAUUUUUUAAAAUUCAGGUGUGUACAUUAUACAUCAUUGUUUUAAUAAAUUUUAAAUUAAUUCACUUAACCUUCUGUCAUGUUUGUCUUUUGUCUUUGCAAACAAAGAAACAUGUUUAGUGAAAACA
Boleophthalmus pectinirostris (great blue-spotted mudskipper) is the source of this 3803-nucleotide messenger RNA. RefSeq names its product ectonucleoside triphosphate diphosphohydrolase 5a (gene entpd5a). Gene Ontology annotation, biological process: nucleoside diphosphate catabolic process. The record is from RefSeq and is a predicted model, not a curated record. NCBI's taxonomy places the organism in Eukaryota, Metazoa, Chordata, Actinopteri, Gobiiformes, Gobiidae. Gene Ontology annotation, molecular function: UDP phosphatase activity; GDP phosphatase activity. Gene Ontology annotation, cellular component: membrane.